GUGGCCGCUUUUUGUUCCGUUCCAAAUACGCGCAUUGAAUUACAUUCACCACUUCAAUCAGUGAUUCAAAACCAUUAUUGUAUGGUAGGCCGACGUAUGAACAUUGUGCUCAUAACAAUCAUUCAAAGGGCCCUGUACUUGUACCGCAACUUACUCGGAGUCACGCAGUCUUUAAACAGUGUUGAUAGUCGUAGAAUCGGACCAGUCUGCUCAUGUCACGAUAACCAGCAUAUUGUUACCCUUACCAUGGCUUCGCCAAGCACCUACUCGUUCGAUAUUGCCCGGGCCAAACUGCCGCCAGACACGGUCGCUAUCGUCACGGGAGCUGCCGAGGGACUCGGCAAGGGCUUCGCGGAGGGCUUGCUGGACAAGGGAGCUAAGGGUGUGUGCAUUGCGGACGUGAAUGAACCGCUGGGUUUGAAAACGGCUCAGGAACUGUCGGACCGCUUCGGGAGAGAUCGGGUCAUCUUCGUCAAGUGUGAUGUCGCGUCGGCUGCGCAGGUCGAAGCCGUGUUUGCAAAGGCAAAAGAGAGAUUUGGGGCCAUUAAUCUCGUGGUAAACAACGCGGGACUUUGUAACGAGAAAGAGAUCGAACAGACCAUCAACGUAAAUGUUACCGGGGUGGCUUAUGGGACCUACACCGCCAUUAAGUACAUGAGCCCGGCAGAGGGCGGUACAGGAGGCAAAAUCAUCAACAUCGCAUCCGUUGCGGGCUUCCACCCGUUUGAAAUAGUACCUGUGUACACAGCUUCCAAAUUUGCUGUCGUGGGCUUGACAAGAUCUCUUAUGGCUGAUCCACGUUUGAAAGAAAAAGGGAUAACUUUCGGCGCGUUGUGCCCAAGUCUUGUGGACACUAGACUUCUCGAGAAAUUGGUGCUUCGACACCCGGAAGGGGACCAGAAAAAAUUUGACGACAAUUCCCAAAUCAUGGGCAAGAUGGACGUCUCCACGAUCCGGGACGCCUUUUUGCGGCUGGUCCUCGAUGACUCCUGGUGCGGAAAAGUCAUGGCCGUUGACAGGUCGCAGGGCAUAUUCGACCCCUUAGCUCAGUGAAGAAUUGCUCUCUCAUAUGCUUGGGCUCCUAGCUUUGAAAAAGGAGCUCAAGAGGUACUAUUAUAAAUAUAUGUCUGUCGUCAAUGGAGUUUUCCUAGAGAUUUAGUUCUAAAUGGGAGUAUUAUUCUGUACUUGGUCAAGAGUGUAAUCCUAAUUGUAACCGCUUUAAAUUUGUCGUACUUAUAUUGCUACAACAGAUUUACAUGUAUUCCUAUAUAGUCAUUAUUGUAUCUGCAUGUUAAAUUCAUGGAUGAUACAGGGUGUUUAAACAAAGGAAAC
Patiria miniata (bat star) is the source of this 1332-nucleotide messenger RNA. RefSeq names its product 15-hydroxyprostaglandin dehydrogenase [NAD(+)]-like. The transcript is spliced from 7 exons. Bases 82 to 1053 code for a protein of 323 amino acids. Gene Ontology annotation, cellular component: cytoplasm. The record is from RefSeq and is a predicted model, not a curated record. Lineage: Eukaryota; Metazoa; Echinodermata; Asteroidea; Valvatida; Asterinidae. Gene Ontology annotation, molecular function: oxidoreductase activity, acting on the CH-OH group of donors, NAD or NADP as acceptor.